Messenger RNA from Homalodisca vitripennis (glassy-winged sharpshooter), 1134 nucleotides. RefSeq lists its product as uncharacterized. The record is from RefSeq and is a predicted model, not a curated record. The transcript is spliced from 5 exons. Bases 368 to 1117 code for a protein of 249 amino acids. Lineage: Eukaryota; Metazoa; Arthropoda; Insecta; Hemiptera; Cicadellidae.
CAGUGCUCCACUUUUUCUUUCUCUGUGGCUGGUGUCAGUGUACUCAAAAGGCUGGCUGUCAGAUCUGUCGGCUAAGCGGCUCAAAUUAAAUAAUUUUGUUGUUAACCUCAAUUUUUUAAAGUGUCAAAUUUGGUAUUUUGUUUAUUUUUCAUAUAACUGUUGUGAGAAAUGUUCCUUGCGGCACACAGAUACUUAUUGCAUUUCUAAGAGUGGUGAAGAUUUGGAAACUGAUCCUCGAGUUAACAGUCAGUUAUCUUCAAGUGAUGAAUCUGGUGGUCUAGAGUCUUUUGCUGAAAGAUUGAAGGAGAAGUGGCAAAGUGAAGGAGAAUCAGACAGUUAUUGCCAAAGUAAAGAACAAUCUGACAAUAUGAAACUGAAAACUUCUUUAGGGUUAGAUUCCUCUGGAGAAAGUGACACUGGUUUUGAACCACUAAGAGACGAAAAGGACAAAGAACUUAAAAAGAAACAUAAAUACAACAGAGAGAAUAGUUCCAAGGAUAAAAAACUCAAACGUAAUGAAGAAAAGGGAAACCGGAUAGGAGGAAGCAAUGUGGAGAAGAAAAAGACUGAAGAAAGUAAGAAAGGUAACAGGAGUAAGAUUGAUAUUGGGAAAGAUACGAGUAAAAAAAUUACCUUUGAUGAAAGCGAUGAGGAAAAAGUUGAACCCACUUUAGAAAACAACACCAAAAAGGUAGAGGAAGAAAUGGACUGUGAUAAUAUUGGAAGUAGUUCUGAUGAAAAUCUCAAAGGAAAUGGUAUUAAAUUAGAAAAAGAACCUGAUGUGGGAAAUUCAAAUAUUGAUAACGAAAAUAUUGAUACAGAAAAUGCUUCUAAAGAAUAUAAACAAUUACGUAAAAGAGAGCUUAACAAACCUGGUCUUGACUCGUCAGUUGAAGAGAGUGACAUCAAAAUUGAAAGAGAGGAUGAAGUUGAAAAUGAGUCAAAUGAUGAAAAAAUUAAAAACAAAACAAACUCUAAGGGCAAGGAAAAGAAAUUAAAAACUGCAUCUGUCCGAAACCAAAGACGCUCAAAAAAAUCUAAUCUGUUGGAUUCGAGUGAUGAAGAUGAUGAGCCUAGUCAUGAGAAGGAGACAAAUUUACAACAUAUUCUAAGGUAAUCUUUAUCAAAUAUUAG